Molecule: messenger RNA, 1746 nt
Organism: Neurospora tetraspora
Lineage: Eukaryota; Fungi; Ascomycota; Sordariomycetes; Sordariales; Sordariaceae
Exons: 3
Coding region: 1-1746 (581 amino acids)
Source: RefSeq, a predicted model, not a curated record
AUGGAGUCAGCACACCAGAUGACACUUUUCGAAAUCCUCCCAAAGGAGGAUCACCAUCUGAUAGAUGGCGCCAUGAGGCGAUACAACGACGAGCGCGGAGUCCUAGGCCCUCUAAAAGCUGCCCAGAACUUCUUUGCCGUCUUUCCUACAUUAGCUUCUCUCAAGUGGUCCGACAACGAUGUUGCCUUUGCCGAAGCUCGGCGCGAUCUGGUAAUUCAGAACGCUACCAACAAGCCUACUGCCAUCCUCCAGACACCACUUCCAAACCCUGUUCAACAGGGUACGAACCAUCGUACUACUCUUGAAGAGCCGCCAGUCCAGCCAGUAACUUCCAAGGGCAGCACCAAGUCAGCACAUGUCCAGGAGCAUCCCAUGAUAGAUCAGUCGACUUUUCCUCGUCACCAAUCCGCUACGGAGGCAUUCUCUUACCUCCCAUCCCCCUCAGUUUCGCAGCAGUUUGUUUCGACCUCGCCACAGAAGACCCCUCCGGCACACAACACCAUCGACGGAGAUGGUACUCAUUGUCAACAUGACCAAGUUGUCGCUCACAAUUCCAGCAAUCCGUCAAACCACCCGGUUCCCCAGCGAUCCAACAUUCCGCAACGUCGUCUUGGCCCAAAGGAGCAUAUGCCGAUCCAGAACUAUUUGGAUCAUUACCACGCAGGAUUUACCCCUUUUCACCCAUCUCCGUCCCAGAAGGUUACCGCCCAAAACGGCAACAAUUCUUCACAGUCGCAUGCCCUCCACACACCCUCUCCUUCCCCUGAGCCCACUGCCGCCGGCGAAGCCACACCCCUCGAGAUACCCUACCUGGGAAAGAUGUGCGAAAUCUGCGGAGACGACUUCGUGUGGAAGAAGACGGCCACACGCUGCUUCAAGUGCUUACAAAACCCUCCAAGCAACCAGAAGAUUGCGGAGAUAUUUCUGCGGGCUAUGCGCGGUAUCGACAGUUGCAGCAACUGUUACGCCAAGGUGAAGGCCAGGAAGGCUCGUCAAGCGACUGAGGCGCCGCCGACUGUAGUGGAGGCUGGUGCUCACCCGCAGACCGUGCAACAGGCGAACCAUCAGGAGCACCACUAUCAGCACCACCAGAGCGAUCCGCAGCACCAGAACUAUCCGCAGCAGCAGAGCUAUCCGCAGCACCAGAGCUAUCCGCAGCACCAGAGCUAUCCGCAGCACCAGAGCUAUCCGCAGCAGCAGAGCUAUCCGCAGCAGCACAGCGAUCCGCAACAAAAAAAGGAGGCGCCCGCCAACGGCGCCUCGAAGUGCAAUGGAGCGGACCAGGUUAUACUGGAGCCAAUCGAUUACGGCAUCAAGUGUGGGGAGUGCAAAGUGCGGUCAGUUUGGAAGCGCACCGCGACCCGGUGCUUCGACUGGCUGGAAAACUCGCCCAGCCCGGCGACACGCCAAGAGGUUAUCCGUAGGGCUUUACUCGGUAUCGGAUCUUGUAGCUCUUGCUACAAGGCCGAGGACAAUGGCGCCGACCGCCACUGUCUACUUUGCACACAGCGCCAAAGAGACAAGAACGCUCGGCGCAAGGCGCGCAAGGCUAGGGGCGAGACCUGGGCCCCGAAGGGCAGAACCAACGGACGCACCAAGACCUCGAGAUCCAAGAAAUCUUCUAAGCGCGCUAGCGGUCGAAAGGGUGACGGCCACACGCUGCUUCAAGUGCUUACAAAACCCUCCAAGCGACUAGAAGAGCGGUGGCUCAUCAACGAGGUGGAACUGCCGCUGCAUCUGGUGUGA